Messenger RNA from Didymosphaeria variabile, 726 nucleotides. Its product is annotated as high-affinity Zn(2+) transporter zrt1. The transcript has 2 exons. Gene Ontology annotation, biological process: zinc ion transmembrane transport. Gene Ontology annotation, molecular function: zinc ion transmembrane transporter activity. The record is from RefSeq and is a predicted model, not a curated record. Gene Ontology annotation, cellular component: plasma membrane. Lineage: Eukaryota; Fungi; Ascomycota; Dothideomycetes; Pleosporales; Didymosphaeriaceae. Bases 1 to 726 code for a protein of 241 amino acids.
AUGCCCGAGUUGCCCUAUGAGGCUACUACAGCGGCCAUCUUCAUGGCUGGACUGUUCCUCUCGUUCCUUGUCGACUACAUUAGCAAGCGCUUCCUGCUCUGGCGGCAGAGCAAAAGAAGCGGACAGGACGCCGAAGCCACUGCCCCUCCCACCGGCGAUGCAAAGACUGCUAGCCCUGCUAAUAGCGCCGUUAUCACGUCUCACGGGUCCGACGGGCACGUAGAUCUGCACAGCGACGCAGACGCGAAGAUCAAUGUCCUUGUGCUGGAAGCGGGUAUCAUCUUCCACUCUCUCCUCAUCGGAAUCACCCUCGUCGUCUCGGGCGAUGCCUUCUUCAUCACCCUUUUCAUCGUCAUUCUCUUCCACCAAAUGUUCGAAGGCCUCGCGCUCGGAACCUGCAUCGCAGCCCUGCCACCCAUGGCUGCCUCCAUGCUUUCAAAAUGCCUCAUGGCGGCUGGUUUCACCCUUGUCACGCCGAUCGGUAUGGCCAUCGGCAUCGGUGUCCUCGACAAGUUCAACGGAAGCGACCCCUCGACGCUUAUCGCUAUUGGCACGCUGGAUGCGCUGAGUGCGGGUAUUCUGGCGUGGGUGGGCAUCCACGAGAUGCUGGCGAGAGAUUGGCUGCAUGGUGGGCUUGUGAGUGCAGGCGUGCUGAGGACGGGGGUCGCCAUGUUUUGCUUGAUCGCGGGCAUGGCGAUUAUGUCUUUGUUAGGUAAAUGGGCGUAA